AAAAUGCUCAUCGAUGCUCGAAAAUAGUCUGUUUAUUCCAUCAUUAAUUUAAAUACUGCUCUAAUUAGAUCGACUUUUCUAAUGUUUUCGUAACUUCAACUGAGAUUGAAUGAUAUCGUCGGGUUUUUUUGAUGGAUAAGAACCCUGAUCAGAAAACAAUAGGUCUAGUUGAUCUCGAGUUCCAAUCAUGAUUUGUACCUUUAGUCUUCUACUAUGUAUAAACUUUUUAUUUUUUAUUUUUUUGUUAGAAUUGAUCAUUGAUUUUGAUACAAAAGUUAGCUUAAGUCGCAGGGAUACUGACAAAUUUUAUGGACAAUUAUAUUCACUCAUAUUUUCGUCAAAAUGUGUAUUAACUAGAUGUUUCUUGAGAUGUCAUUACAUGAUAUCAACUGGCACUGUUCAGAUGUCUGAAACGGUCAGUUUAAAAUAUUUAAAACUAGAACUAUACACUUUUUAUCAGUUAUUCGUCUUAUUAAAAUUCACGCCGAAUUUAAUCGAUUUAAACGUCCACAUUAUUGAUUGUACAUCCGUAUGGGUUGAACAAUAUCAAUACGAUGAGUGGAAAACAAAACAAAUUACAUUUGAUUAUUUAAAACGAUUUACAUUCAUAACACAUAUGAUCGUUCCUUUUCUGACUCCACUAGAAUUCCUAUUAAAUCAAUCGUUUUUAAAAUUAACAUUUUUAUCAUUAUCAUUUAAGUAUCGAGUACAUCAGUAUAAUUAUAGUGGAUUGCUAACAUUACGAGACGGGGGAUUUUACAUGGAAACAGUUUUAUUGAAAUCAAUCAAAACAACAUUACAAACCUUGCAAUUUUCCAUCCAAUUAACGAUUCGGGAUCCAUUAAAUGAUCUAAUUGAAACGUUUAAAACAAGUGAUUACUGGAAACAUAGUCAUUGGCAAAUUGACUGGGACCUUGUCGAUGUUGACUGCUACCACUUUUAUACAAUACCGUUUGCAUUUACACAUUUAUCGAGUCUUAAAAUGGAUGAAAAAAAGAUACAUUGUAAUUUUUCGUCAAAUGUUCGAAGUGUCACAAUCACACAUCCUCAAGAAAUGUGCAAAACGUCUCUUCUUAAAAAUUUGAAUCAUGUUCAUAUCAGAAUUGGACGUCGUGAUUCGAAUAAAUUAUUUAUUGAACCGGAAAGAGAUUUUUCGGUUACAACUAGAGGUGUAACAAUCGAAACAAAUGAUGUUGUUUUCUCAUUCGAGAAAACACUUCAGUUAAUUAUUAAUUGUUAUAAUAUGAAUAAUCUUCAACAUUUCGUUACAAGUGGUACAAAUCUUUCAAACCUAUUUCGAAAUGAAUCAUGCAUCAGUUUAGCAGUAAUCGAUUUAUUUAACAAUGUAAAACAAUUAAAGUUAUUGGGCAGUGAUUUAAAAAUGAUUGAUAUUUCUCGAUAUUUUCGUCAACUUCAAAUUUUAAUAUUUAUUAAACAACGCUCUAAAUCAUUUGAAUUUGACAUAAAUAACGAAAUGACUGUUCUUGCAAGAGACAUGAAACAAUUAAUUUAUUUGGAUAUAUGUUCUGUUAUACAUGUUUUACAUGCCACUAUUCUAAAUUUCAAUCCUGAUUACGAUCGUUCAAUCAUCGAACAAAUAAUGAUGCAACAUAACCGUUUCCCAUAUCACUUAGAAAUUCAACCAGAGCGAAUGAGACUGCAGCUGACUCAGAAAGAACCAUUUUCUGUUGGAUCUCAAAGAUGA
Molecule: messenger RNA, 1705 nt
Organism: Didymodactylos carnosus
Lineage: Eukaryota; Metazoa; Rotifera; Eurotatoria; Philodinida; Philodinidae
Source: the annotation of a GenBank genome assembly